AUACUUCUCCUUCCAUAAGGUAACACCUCCGCCACGGUGCCCGGAUAGCUCUGCACUCUUGCUCUGUCUGCCUUGCCUCUCUAGUUUACCUUUGCUUUUUCACCUUUGCUUCUCCAGGUUACAUCAUCAGUCUAUCGCAACCGGACUUGUCCUCCCUUUGACGACACUAGCAAAACAUUUCCUUGCCCACACCGAUCUGGACCACCUGUGCCACACGAUCCCGCCUACUCCCUCGAUUCUUCGCGUCAAUCGAAACGUUCCUCGGACAAGAACAAAAAGUCCUAUAUAUUGUAGCGUUGCCCACACGUCCCUUACUCCGACCAACGUUGCCGCCUUACUCCCCCUCCUCCACCCCUUCGCCCCGCCAAACUGUCACGAGCUUCACCACACCAGAAGUCGGAUCUCGGCUGCGCAUAAUCGGAGGAAACCACACACAAGAUGAAGAGGUCGGGCUACAUGACGGGGGGCCGUCGUGCCAGCUCCUCGGGGCAAGGCGCGAGGUCAAACCUGCCGCCCUUUCCCAUGCGACAGAUGUUCGUUCUUGCUCUCUGCAGGAUAUGCGAACCCAUCGCCUUCAUGUCCAUUUUCCCAUACAUCUACAGUAUGGUCGACGGCUUCCACAUCACCGAAGACAAGAGCAAGAUUUCCGUCUAUGCCGGCAUGGUCACUUCCGCUUUUACCUUGGCCGAGUUCUCUACGGGAGUCAUGUGGGGAAGACUCAGCGACAAAAUCGGUCGCAAGCCGGUCCUUCUGAUGGGCCUUUUCGGCACGGCCAUCAGCUCCCUGGUUUUUGGUUUCGCCCCGAACCUGCCCGUUGCUCUAUUUGCGCGGGCACUGGGUGGCCUUUUGAACGGAAACAUUGGUGUGCUGCAAACCACCGUCGCAGAACUCGUCACGGUCAAGGAGCACCAACCUCGUGCAUACACCAUCAUGCCUCUGGUUUGGUGCUUAGGUUCCAUCGUUGGCCCUUUCAUUGGUGGCGCACUCGCCAGGCCUGUCAUCAACUACCCUUCGUUGUUCGACGCCGGCACGAUUUGGGAUCGGUAUCCCUACCUCCUGCCCAACCUGUUCAGCGCCGUCACCGUCUUCUGUGGUGUAAUCAUCGGCCUUCUUUUCUUGGAGGAAACUCACUCGGAGCGCAAGAAGCGGAGAGAUCCCGGCGUGGAACUGGGGAAGCGCAUCCUUUCGUGGGUAUCUACCAAGAGCUGCCAGAUCCCGGCCCGCAAGGCGGAGAAGCAAGCCUUGCUCGACGAUGAUGAACUGCCCGGAUACCGCACCACGGAAAAUUCACCUCAACUAGUCGGAUCUGCCUCUGCUAUUCCCGAGCCUACGGAGACUUUGGACCUGACAGACACGGCAAACAACGAUGAGCUUGAGGAACAGCCCAAGAAGAUAUUCACCAGGCCCGUCAUUUUGAACAUUAUCUCGUAUGGCAUCUUGGCUUUCCACACCAUGACAUUCGACCAAUUGUUCCCUGUGUUCCUCAGCACCAAGCCAGAUGAGCAUCCGGACACUCAUCUUCCUUUUAAGUUCGUCGGCGGCUUUUCCAUGGAGACCGCACCCAUUGGCGUCAUCCUUGCCGUUCAGGGUGUCUACUCGAUGAUCUCGACGGUUUUCAUCUUCCCGUGGGUGACACGACGUCUCGGGCCUCUUCGCCUCUUCAGGAUGUUGGCCAUAUCCUACUUCAUGCUGUACCUGAUGACUCCCUACCUGGCGCUCUUGCCGGAAAAAUGGAGAAUGGUCGGCAUCUACUUCAUGGUCAUUUGGAAGUGCACCUUCUCGACAAUGGCGUACCCCAGCAAUGCAAUCCUGCUCACCAACUCGGCCCCGAGCCUCAUGUCACUCGGGACAAUUAAUGGCGUCGCGGCCUCCACGGCGAGCUUGUGCCGAGCUUUCGGACCGACCAUUUCGGGCUUCAUCUACUCACUGGGUAUUCAAACAGGAUACUCGGGCUUUGCGUGGUGGACCAGCGGUGCCAUCACCAUAAUUGGCGCCUUUCUCAGCAUGCAUCUCACCGAACCUCGUGGCCGUCUGGAUGAGCCAGUCAAGGACAUUGAGACGGCCAUCGAGCCAUCAGAAGCCGAGGGUCUCUUGAUCCCUAUGGACGACGAAUCUGAAGCGGAGGCUGGCCCAAGCCGUAGAUCGUGAUCCACAACCCACCACGGGCACGAUUUCCUACUUUUAAGGCUCGACUCACAUGGGCGGGUACCGAGAAGUCUAGACUUUUUUAUUCUUCCCAUCUUUUCUUCAUUCAAUUCUUUCUUCGAUUCAAUCUUCAUCAUUUAGCAACCGGAGUUUUCAUCCUACGGCGUUCAUCAUGGACAGGAAGGGACAAUCAAGACAUAGACUAUCGCUCAUGGGACACGACGGGAUUACGGGAAAUAUGGUUGGAACAACACGAUUUAAUUCGGACGGACCGGAGAUAGAGAGCAUACAAAGGACUCUCACGACUUGUCAGCUGUUGUGUUCUCGACAUUUCCAUCAGCGGGCUGCAUGACGGAUGUUUUAUUCGUUUCAUUCUGCUUCGCUUCGACUUAUCAUACUUUCUCGGAGGCGUUUUUGUUUUGUUUUGUUACAUCAUGUAAACGGGCCAGGCGAUUAACCUGGACCAGAUGGUUUUGUAUUAUGUCUUGCCGUUGUUUUCUUAGCCGGACAAAGGAGUUUGAGAUACCAUGGUAGCCGAAGGGACACCCGACGUUGGAAAGAAGGAGAUUUAGGAAUCCGCAUUUAGUGGUGGCGCAGUAACGCAAAAAGCGAAUGGUAUCUGUUUGACAAAUUAAAUGCCACAUGAACCAAU
Molecule: messenger RNA, 2797 nt
Organism: Colletotrichum destructivum
Lineage: Eukaryota; Fungi; Ascomycota; Sordariomycetes; Glomerellales; Glomerellaceae
Product: Putative major facilitator superfamily, MFS transporter superfamily
Exons: 6
Coding region: 439-2148 (569 amino acids)
Biological process (GO): transmembrane transport
Molecular function (GO): transmembrane transporter activity
Source: RefSeq, a predicted model, not a curated record